UCAAAACUGAUUCUGCUCCUUCAGAGAGCAGAAGCAGAAGCUGGAGUGUUUGGGUGAAAUUCCAGAAGCACUUCUGGUGCUCUAAUUUACUCUCAGAAUCAGUUUUUUUAGAAGCUGGGGGGUACCAGCUUCUGAAAACUGAUUCUGAUUCUGCUUCUGCUUUAAAAAAGAAGCAGAAUUAGAAUCAAUUCCAAACACCCCUUAGAGUAAUUACUUCGUACUAAAUAUGUCUCGUUUUGAUUUUUUUUUUUUUUAAAUACGGAGUAUGAUAUUUUUGUUUUUUAAAAUUAAUUUAACAAUAUUCGAAAAAAUGGAUGGAUAGAGGAGACGCGGCCGUCACUCCUGACCUUCAGACUCGUCGCCACUUGCCGUCGGCGAGUAACAGCAAGUAAGCAACUAGGCUUUCCCCUAAAAUUCGCUGGGAAAUGAACUCCUCAGCAUGAGAAAGGCAAACUAAUCAUCAGCCUGACCUAAUACCUACAUUUUCACUGCAGCGAUGGGAUCGCGAUCUGGAGCUGGGACGCCGAAAGGAGAAUCCGGUGAAGAGGCCUUCAAUGCGACUUUAUCGUUGAACUUCGGUACUGCGGAGGCUCUGGAGCACGUGCGUAAGCUCACCGAUGUCGGGGCCAUGACUCGUCUUCUCCACGAGUGCAUCGCCUACCAGCGGGCCCUUGAUCUGGACCUGGAGACCAUUCUCUCCCAGCGCUACGAUCUCGACAAGCAGCUUUCAGGCUUGCAAAAAUCCGCUCAAGUUCUCGACACUGUGAAGGACAACUCCGAUCACCUCCUCUCUAACGUCGGCUCCACCUCUCUCCUUGCCGAUCAGGUGAGUGCUAAGGUCCGCCAGCUCGAUCUUGCUCAGUCUCGCGUCAACGAUACCCUCCUUUGCAUUGACGCCAUUGUCCACCGCUCCAAUUGUCUCGACGGCGUCCAAAAAGCCCUAGACUCUGAAGAUUUCGAAUCCGCUGCCAAUUGCGUCCAGUCUUUCCUCCAGAUCGACACCAAGUUCAAAGACUCCUCCGGCUCCGAACAGAGGGAGCAACUCCUGUCCUCCAAGAAGCAGCUGGAAACAAUCGUCCGCCGGAGACUAACUGCUGCUGUGGAUCAGAGAGACCACCCCACUGUGCUACGAUUCAUCCGCCUCUAUUCACCACUUGAACUGCAUGAGGAAGGCUUGCAGGUGUAUGUGGGCUACCUGAAGAAGGUUAUUGCUAUGAGAUCUCGCCUUGAAUUCGAGCAACUACUGGAAACCAUGAACGAGGACCCCAACCAACAAGCUCUCCGGCCAAAUCAACCCCCCCUCAACUUCACGGCUUCACUGACAAAUCUUUUCAAGGACAUCGUCCUGGCUAUAGAAGAAAACGAUGAUAUUUUGAGGAGCUUAUGCGGAGAGGAUGCUAUAGUCUAUGCCAUUUGCGAGCUUCAAGAAGAGUGUGACAAUAGGGGUUCCAUUAUUUUAAAGAAGUACAUGGAAUACAGAAAAUUAGCUAUUUUGACAUCAGAGAUUAACUCUUACAAGAGCAAUCUUCUCUCAUCAGUGGGAGUUGAAGGGCCAGACCCGAGGGAUAUAGAAGUAUAUUUGGAAGAGAUAUUGUCUUUAGCACAAUUAGGUGAGGAUUACACAGAGUACAUGAUUUCAAAGAUAAGGGGAUUGAGCUCUGUUGAUCCUGAAUUAGUUCCUCGAGCCACCAAAGCUUUCAGGAGUGGUAAUUUCAGCAAAGUGGUUCAGGACAUUACAGGUUAUUACGUCAUCUUGGAGGGAUACUUCAUGGUUGAGAAUGUUAGGAAGGCUAUAAAGAUAGAUGAACAUGUGUUUGAUUCACUCACAACAUCCAUGGUGGACGACGUGUUUUAUGUUUUGCAGAGCUGUUGCCAAAGAUCAAUAUCCACAUCGAAUAUCAACUCCGUGAUUGCUGUUUUAAGCAGCGCUGUGAGUUUGUUGGGUGGGGAGUAUAACGACGCUUUACAACAGAAGAUAAGGGGGGAAUCUAAUCUUGGGGCAAAGUUGUUCUUGGGGGGUGUUGGUGUCCAAAAGACAGGUACAGAGAUUGCGACAGCUUUGAACAACAUGGACGUGAGCAGCGAGUAUGUGUUGAAACUACGCCAUGAGAUUGAAGAGCAAUGUGCUGAGGUAUUUCCUACACCUGCACAUAGAGAGAGAGUAAAAUCUUGUCUCUCUGAACUGAGCGAGAUGAACAUUAGUUUCAAGAAAGCCUUGAACGUUGGGAUGGAACAACUUGUAGGCACAGUAAUGCCUCGCAUCCGGCCUUUGUUAGACAGUGUGGCAACCAUAAGCUACGAACUAUCUGAAUCUGAAUAUGCCGAAAACGAGGUGAAUGACCCGUGGGUUCAACGCCUCCUCCAUUCCGUUGAGGGCAAUGUGGCCUGGCUCCGAUCCUUAAUGACUACCAACAAUUACGACUCCUUUGUGCAUUUGGUCAUUGACUUUCUCGUCAAAAGGCUUGAGGCAAUCAUGUUGCAGAAGAGAUUCAGUCAGCUGGGAGGUCUGCAGCUCGACAGAGACGUAAGGGCAUUGGUCAGUUAUUUCUCUGGGAUGACUCAGAGGACUGUUAGGGACAAGUUUGCACGGCUUACACAGAUGGCGACAAUUUUGAACCUGGAAAAAGUGUCAGAGAUUCUUGAUUUCUGGGGUGAAAACUCAGGACCCAUGACUUGGAGAUUAACCCCAGGUGAGGUGAGAAGAGUGUUAGGGCUUAGAGUUGACUUUAAGCCUGAAGCCAUUGCUGCUCUUAAGUUAUAAUAAUAAUACCAACUAUAAUAAUAGCAACGCCCCUUUUGCUACAUGUCUGUUUCAUUCAUUGAUAUUCAAUUUAUUCCUUCCCCACCCCGCUCACUCUCUCCAUUUUAUCUUUGGAGUAUAUGUUUUUGUGUUUUACUAGGGGAUAGAUGUAUCUUCAAAUAUAAUAAACUGCCUUUUUGGAAUGUUAUUUUGUAAAAGCUCUAUACAAAUACAACAAUUUUUUUAUUUCUUAUUUCCU
This is a messenger RNA of Cuscuta europaea, 2999 nucleotides long. Lineage: Eukaryota; Viridiplantae; Streptophyta; Magnoliopsida; Solanales; Convolvulaceae. The record is from the annotation of a GenBank genome assembly.